CCCGCUCAAAUUGGGUCACCAACGGGGUUUCCGUUGAAGACGAAAAACCAAAAAAAACCUCCAUUUUUUUCCCACCUCCAUCUUCUUUCUUCAUUUUCUCUCUCUAAUUUUUUUUCCUUCUGAAAAUUGAUUUCACCCCAUUUUUUAUUUUUAAUUGUUCUUGUGAUUUUUAUCGUCUUUUACCAUUUCUCGAAUGAUGAAAUUUCAAAGUUUUUGAUUUUGAGCUCAAUAGGAUGUUGCAAUGAAGGAGCAAACAAUGACGAGCAAAUCCGGUGAAUUUAAUUCCCAGGGAUCAACACAGGGAGAUAAUGCAGCUGUUGCUUCUCCUCAAGCGGGCCCGCCGGAUCAUCAGUCGUCACGGUCCCGGAAUCAGUGUUUGCAGGUGUUCAAGAGUGGGCCUCUAUUUAUAUCAUCCAAAGGAAUUGGAUGGACAUCUUGGAAAAAAAGAUGGUUUAUUCUAACACGUACAUCUCUAGUCUUUUUCAGAAGUGAUCCUAGUGCAGCUCCUCAAAAAGGCGGUGAGGUGAAUCUAACCCUUGGGGGCAUUGACCUCAACAACUCAGCAAGUGUGGAAGUCAAACCCGAGAAGAAGCUAUUGACAGUGUUCUUUCCUGACGGACGGGAUGGUCGAGCUUUUACACUUAAGGCUGAAACUUUAGAGGAUUUACAAGAGUGGAAGACUGCACUUGAGAAUGCAUUGGCACUGGCACCACAUGCAACCCACUGCGCAGGACAAAAUGGGAUUCUUAAAAGUGAGCAAGUUGAUGAUGUUAAUGGUGCUGCUGAUCAACGCACGGACGGGCCGCCUGGGAAAUCUAUGGUAAUUGGUAGGCCAAUUUUACUCGCUUUGGAAGAUAUUGAUGGUUCACCUUCUUUCUUGGAGAAAGCCCUCAGAUUCAUUGAAGACCAUGGAGUCAGGGUUGAAGGAGUUUUGAGGCAAGCUGCAGAUGUGGAUGAAGUUUACCGCCGUGUUCGAGAAUACGAACAAGGAAAAAAUGAAUUCUCUCCGGACGAGGAUGCUCAUGUCAUUGGCGACUGUAUUAAGUAUAUCUUAAGAGAAUUACCAUCUUCCCCAGUUCCAGCAUCUUGUUGCAAUGCACUACUAGAAGCAUUUCGAAGUGAUCGUAACAACAGACUUAAUGCCAUGCGCACAGCAAUACUUGAAACAUUUCCAGAGCCUAACAGACAAUUACUGCAAAGGAUUCUCUUGAUGAUGCAAACUGUGGCUUCCAAUAAGUCAGUGAAUCGAAUGAGCACAUCAGCGGUGGCAGCUUGCAUGUCUCCUUUGCUUCUGCGACCCCUUCUCGCUGGUGAUUGUGAACUUGGAGAUACACAUAUGGAUGUGGCUGGAGAUGGUUCUUUCCAACUUCUUCAAGCAGCAGCAGCAGCAAACCACGCUCAAGCUAUCAUCAUUACGCUACUAGAUGAAUAUGAGAAAAUUUUUGGGGAAGGUUCGAUGUCGGAUAGUGGAUUAUUCUCCGACUCAGAUGAGAGUGGAAGUGGGACAGAGGAGGCCAGUGAUGAAGAUAUGUACGAGGAUGAUGAUGAUGAUUCUCUUGAAGAUGACGAUCAUGAGGAUGCAUCAGAUCAUGAUGAAACAGAUGAUGAUUAUGAACAUUCAGUAACUGAGACGUGUAGUGGCAGUGGUGACCAUGAAGAGAGUGAUUAUUGCGAUGAUAAGCAUAGUGAAAGGUCCAGCUCAUUUUCCAAGUCUCCUGAAAAAGUUCUUAGUUUUCUCCAGAGAUCAUUCUCAGCUUCACCUCGUACUCCAGAAUCUCGGAAAAGUCAUCUCCAGAGUUUUGACAAUAAAAUGAAGAUAACUAAUGAUACAUUGGUAGCUAAAGUUGACUUAACUAAAUUGCAUAGAGAUAUUCCAGCAGAGACAAGUACCAUAAAAGAAUAUGGUAGUUUCGGUCCACAAAUAAGCAGCAAAACAUCAGCAGUUAAGUUCCUUGAGUCCUCGCAAUUCAGACGUCAAAGGUGGGGAAGAACAUCGGCAAAAAAGAAUCUGUCCAUGGAAUCCAUAGAUUUCUCACUUGAAGAUGAGGACGAAAUCCAAAGACUUGAGGACACCAAACUUGAACUGGAAAAUCGAAUUGAAGAAGAGGCUAACGGUAAUACAAUUCUACAAGCAAGUUUGGAGAGACGAAAGAAAGCCCUAAAUGAGCGCCGCCUAGCUCUUGAGAAAGACGUGACUAGGUUGCAAGAACAACUACAAAAGGAAAGAGAUUUACGAGUAUCACUGGAAGUUGGAUCUGGAUUUGACAUGUCUCAAGUGCAUGUCUCGGCAAGUAUCAAUGACAAGACAAAGGUUGAGCUUCAUAAGAUUGCUAUAGCGGAGGAAUGUUUUAGUAACUUGAAGCAGAGGCUUGAUGAUAUUGAUGCAGAGCUUAUUCAUCAACAUGAGCAGACCGCAUCGCUUUUGCAGGGUAGUAAUAAAGUACAAGAUUCUUCAAGUCAAGGGACUAUGAUAUAUAACAAGGACCAUGAGAUGAAAGAUCAUCAUGUCGAAAGAUCGAGUAAAAAUGAGGGACAACGGAACUAUAAAUCAGAAGGAGCAGAUCGUGAUAAUAGUCGAAAAAAUGAAUUAUCAAGCAGUAAUCAGAAUGAAACAAAUGAUGUAGCAAGAGGCGGUUCUUCCAAAUCAACGGAAGCCCACAUCCCCAAGUCUUCCACUUCAAGGAGGUCAAGUUCAAAGGGAGAGGGAAGUAACUCUACAAGCUCUGCACUGUCCAAACUCACAACCCGGCUCAACUUCUUGAAAGAAAGGCGUACUCAAAUUGCGUCUGAGCUCCAAAGCAUUGACAAAGGACGAGGAUCAUCAUUAACCCAACCCAUCAUAAGCCCCGGUAAGGGAAAAGGUCACGAACCUCCUACCCCUAUACCCCACAACCCCGACAAAAAUCAAGGUCUUGAUGAAGAUCGUGUUUAUCAAUCAUCACAUAGUUCAUGCAAACAGGGUUCAUCAACAGAAGUUGAUAACAAAAAGAUUGAUAAUAAUAAGGAUAGUAAUAAAAAGGGUUCUAGCUCAAAAUCGGAUGCUUCAAAGUCAGAGAAUCAGCAACAAGUUGACAGUAAUAAAAAGGGUUCUAGCUCAAAGUCCGAUGUUUCACAGAAUCAGCAACAACUUGAUAGAGUAAAGUCAGAAGGAGGACAACCAUCAACAAAAAACUUAGAUAAAGGUCGAAGACAAGAUGGUCAACAUUCUAGUACUUCUAGGACACAAUCCAGAUGAUUAGUAGUCCAGAAUUGUGCAAGUUUUUUCUGAUUCUUUGACAGUUAUAUAUAUAACAGGGAAUUUUUCUUUACUGUGAACUACAUGCUUAUGUUAUUAGAACCAGAUUCACAGAUUUAGUCUUAUAGUGGUGACUUCGAUACACAUGUCGUGACCUUAUUGGCUCAUUGAACUGAACCCUCUUUGUACAGAACCACAGGUGGCUGUUUUCUCUUACAGUAAAAAUAGGGAAUUUCUGACAUUCUUUCGUUCGAAAAUCUAAUCGAAUUUUUACAAAAAUUAUGACUGGUUAUGUAAUCUCUUUACUCGAGCAAAAUAUAUCCAGCUAUCUGUUUUGUUCUA
Molecule: messenger RNA, 3577 nt
Organism: Spinacia oleracea (spinach)
Lineage: Eukaryota; Viridiplantae; Streptophyta; Magnoliopsida; Caryophyllales; Amaranthaceae
Product: rho GTPase-activating protein REN1
Exons: 24
Coding region: 242-3235 (997 amino acids)
Biological process (GO): signal transduction
Source: RefSeq, a predicted model, not a curated record